AUGGGAAUUUCUGGUAGAAGAACAACAGCCAUUGUUGUGGCAUGGUUGGCUCUCUUUGAAGGGUACCUUGUAAGUAAUGUGAAUGGCCAUUUUAAUUACAAAGAUGCUCUGACCAAAUCCCUCAUCUUCCUUGAGGCACAAAGAUCAGGGAAGUUUCCUCCAAAUAACAGAGUGCCAUGGAGAGGAGAUUCUGCUCUUAGUGAUGGAAAACUUGAAAAUGUGGACCUUGUAGGAGGGUAUUAUGAUGCAGGAGACAAUGUAAAGUACGGACUUCCAAUGGCUUUCACAAUCACUACUCUGGCAUGGGCUGCCAUUUUUUAUGAAUCGGAGCUAAGAGCCACCGGCGAGUUGCAGAAUACUCACGCAGCUAUCCGAUGGGGCACCGAUUAUUUCCUCAAAACAGCCUCUAGAAAAAACCGGUUGUACGUCCAGGUGGGUGAUCCAGUAAUAGAUCACGAAUGUUGGGCGAGACCGGAAAAUAUGGGGACGCCAAGAACAGUUUUGAAGAUUGACGAGAAUACUCCAGGGACGGAGAUUGCAGCUGAAACAUCUGCUGCAAUGGCCGCCGCUUCCAUCGUCUUUAGACAUAUUGAUCGUCCCUAUGCCCGUCGUCUCCGCAAUAAAGCCAAGCUGCUGUUUGCCUUUGCAAAGUCACACAAAGGAACUUAUGAUGGAGAGUGCCCCUUCUACUGUUCUUUCUCUGGCUAUAAUGAUGAGUUGAUGUGGGCAGCAACAUGGUUAUUGAUGGCAACCAAGAGGCCAGUUUACUUUGAUUACAUAAAAUAUGAAGCAAUUAGUGGUAAUGUUGCAGAGUUUAGCUGGGAUCUCAAGUAUGCUGGAGUCCAGAUCCUCCUCACCAAGUUGUUCUUUGAGAAAGAACAGAGUCUGGCAAUGUACAAAAACCAGGCUGACAGUUUUGUCUGCUCUGUUCUUCCCGAUAGCCCCUAUCACCAAGUUUAUAUCACUCCAGGGGGACUGAUUCAUUUAAGAGACGGAGCCAACACCCAGUAUGCAACCUCCACCGCUUUCCUCUUCAGCGUAUACAGCGAUAUUCUCGCCAAACACAACCAGAAGGUCAACUGUGGAGGCCAACAAUUCGACUCAACCCGGCUCAUGGCUUUCGCCAAGCAACAAAUAGAUUACAUUCUAGGAAACAACCCAAGAGGAAGAUCGUACAUGGUAGGGUUCGGCGUGAACCCACCACAACAGGCGCACCACAGGGGAGCGUCGGUGGGUUCGUUGGUUCAGGGGAUUAUGAACAUGAACAGCUGCCCCAUGAGCUUCGUCCAGUGGUUCAACAAAGACCAACCCAACCCCAACGAGCUCACCGGUGCCAUUCUCGGCGGACCUGAUCGCCAGGAUAACUUCAAGGAUCUCCGCUGGGAGUCCGUAUACACGGAGCCUUGCACCUAUGUCAACUCCAUCGCUGUCGGCGUCCUUGCUAAGCUUGCUGCAGCGGGUUAA
Carica papaya (papaya) is the source of this 1464-nucleotide messenger RNA. RefSeq names its product glycosyl hydrolase 9A4 (gene GH9A4). The record is from RefSeq and is a predicted model, not a curated record. Gene Ontology annotation, molecular function: hydrolase activity, hydrolyzing O-glycosyl compounds. Gene Ontology annotation, biological process: carbohydrate metabolic process. Lineage: Eukaryota; Viridiplantae; Streptophyta; Magnoliopsida; Brassicales; Caricaceae.